Messenger RNA from Ceraceosorus guamensis, 2068 nucleotides. Its product is annotated as mitochondrial carrier. Gene Ontology annotation, molecular function: L-aspartate transmembrane transporter activity; L-glutamate transmembrane transporter activity. The transcript is spliced from 6 exons. NCBI's taxonomy places the organism in Eukaryota, Fungi, Basidiomycota, Exobasidiomycetes, Ceraceosorales, Ceraceosoraceae. The record is from RefSeq and is a predicted model, not a curated record. The coding region runs from base 362 to 1936 and encodes 524 amino acids. Gene Ontology annotation, biological process: aspartate transmembrane transport; malate-aspartate shuttle; L-glutamate transmembrane transport.
CUUCAAAUUGCACCGAGCUUGAUCUCAGCAGCAGCGGUGAGUGGUGGUGCCAUACCAUGCGGCAGGAAGAUGUGAAACUUGCCGAGAUCCGUCAAUCAGAAAGUUGUCGCUUGAACCCCGUACCCCGCAAUCAUCAUCAUCAUCAUCUUAUCGCACCAUCACUCCGCUUGCAUUCCGACACUUCUCAACCCAUUGAUCGCCACCCCCUUUCCUCCAGACUGUCGCAUCGCUCCGAACUUGUAGAUCACCAUUCGCUCAGAUUCGACCACGCGGAUCCGACCUUCUUCCCCCGCCGCUGCUAAUUAAUCCGACUUUCCAAGGGGAAAUUUUCUAGAGAUUGUGACUCGAAAUCGAAGCCAGCAUGUCGAUUUUCCUGCCCGCAAUGUUCAGGCCGUCAUGGUCUCAGCCGGUGCAUGCAGACGACUUGCCAUCGUCAAGCACCGCAGCAGAGGAUAGCGAAGAGUCAUAUCAGCACGCGCACCAGUUCGUUGUUCCUCAUCUGCCGGGAGAAGGCAGAUUCACUGUUUCCGCCAAGGUCUACGCCAGACCAGACGGCGAUCCAGCAUUCAAAAAGCACUUGGACGCAUUUCAGAGAGAAGUCGCCCUCUCUUCGCCUGGCCUACUAGCAUACAGGACGUCCAAAGUCCGAGCUGGAGAUGGGGACAGCUCCUUGAUCUGUCACGAGUUAUUCAUCUCGGACGAUCUGGAUCCUCAUCCUCUACCUCCCAAAUCCCUGCCCUCUUCCGGCACUGGUCAAGCCGUGGAACGAGCAUCGAAAGCUGCGCAGACGACGGGAGGCGAUUCGGCAAAGGACAGCCUGAAAGAGGCAGCGGCUCAAGCUGAACAUCAGGCUGUUAGCUUCUUGGCAGAGGCUGCUCAUUCGGCUUACAACUUUGGUCUAGGCGGUAUUGCGGGUGCUUUCGGAGCUACGAUCGUCUAUCCCAUCGAUCUGGUCAAGACCAGGAUGCAAAACCAGAGAUCUUCUGUGGUCGGCGAACCUCUGAUGUACAAGAACUCGAUAGAUUGCGUGCGCAAGGUCUUCCAGAACGAAGGCUUUCUGGGCUUCUACUCCGGUCUCGGUCCUCAAUUGCUGGGCGUAGCGCCAGAGAAGGCUAUCAAGCUCACUGUCAACGAUCUUGUCAGAGCACAUGCCAAGGAUCCUGAGACUGGGGCUAUCGCUGUGCCUUGGGAGAUUGUGGCAGGUGGUACAGCAGGUGGUUGCCAAGUGAUCUUUACAAACCCACUCGAGAUUGUGAAGAUCAGGUUGCAAGUGGCAGGAGAGAUUGCGAAAAAGGAAGGAGCGGAUCGCAUAGCGCGAGGGGCGAUGCACAUUGUGCGACAGCUGGGAUUGGUGGGACUGUACAGAGGAGCAUCAGCCUGCCUUCUCCGAGACAUUCCCUUUAGCGCCGUCUAUUUCACCGCGUACGCUCAUUUGAAAAAGGACACUUUUCAAGAAGGCGUGAAUGGCAAAAAGCUAGGAUUUGGCGAAUUAUUGGCUAGCGCUUCCAUUGCUGGUAUGCCUGCCGCCUUUUUCACGACCCCCGCAGACGUCAUCAAGACUAGGUUGCAGGUGGAAGCAAGAAAGGGGGAGGCUACGUACAAGGGCAUUGCCGAUUGCUUUGCAAAGAUUUUGAAAGACGAAGGACCGAGAGCUUUGUUCAAGGGUAGCGCUGCUCGUGUGCUCAGAUCGAGCCCUCAGUUCGGUGCGACGCUGGUGGUUUACGAGACUCUGAAGACCCUCUUGCCCUACCCAUUCGACUCAAAACAAUCCGCCGACUUGGAGAAAUCAGCUGCUGCUCAGAGACCUUGGGAAGACCCUUCGAGGACGCAUGCUAGAAACGCUAUGAGGUUGCUCUUGGACAUGCACGAAGACUUUGGCAGCCCUAUCCCUCCUCAGGGCUUCAAACCUUGGUCAGGUGGCAAGGCUGAUCAGUAAAGGUCUCCAUCAGCCCCUUUUAGACCCGCGAACGGGCAAGGCUAGUUGCGCUCCUGUCUUUCCAUCGAACUCGCUGCUGGGUGUUUACGAGCCGACAAAAAGCAAUAGAUGCAGAACCAUCCUCAUCAGACG